Mirounga angustirostris (Northern elephant seal) is the source of this 1689-nucleotide messenger RNA. RefSeq names its product pleckstrin homology like domain family A member 1 (gene PHLDA1). The transcript has 2 exons. The record is from RefSeq and is a predicted model, not a curated record. NCBI's taxonomy places the organism in Eukaryota, Metazoa, Chordata, Mammalia, Carnivora, Phocidae. Gene Ontology annotation, molecular function: phosphatidylinositol phosphate binding. Gene Ontology annotation, biological process: positive regulation of apoptotic process. Gene Ontology annotation, cellular component: nucleus. The coding region runs from base 1 to 1128 and encodes 375 amino acids.
AUGAGGCGUGCGCCGGCGGCAGAGCGCCUUUCCGAGCUGGGCUUUCCCCCGCGGUGCGGGCGCCAGGAGCCGCCUUUUCCGCUGGGUGUCACUCGGGGGUGGGGGGGAUGGCCCAUUCAAAAGCGCCGCGAGGGGGCCCGGCCAGUGGCCUUCAGUGAGCGCUCGCAAGAGGACGGCAGAGGCCCGGAGGCUCGCAGCUCCGGGACCUUGUGGCGCCUCAGGACGCGGCUGCCCGCUUGCCCGGACCUCGAGCCGCCGCCUCCACCGCCGCCGCUCUGCUUCCUGCGUGUUAGCCUCCUCUGCGCGCUCCGGGCGGGCGGCCGCGGGAGCCGCUGGGGCGAGGACGGCGCGCGGCUGCUGCUGCUGCCCCCGGCCCGGGCGGCUGGAAGUGGAGAGGCCGAGCCGAGCGGCGCCCCUCCCUAUGCCGGGAGGAUGUUGGAGAGCAGUGGCUGCAAAGCGCUGAAGGAGGGUGUGUUGGAGAAGCGCAGCGACGGGUUGCUGCAGCUCUGGAAGAAAAAGUGCUGCAUCCUCACUGAGGAGGGGCUGCUGCUUAUCCCGCCCAAGCAGCUGCAACACCAGCAGCAGCAACAGCCUGGGCAGGGGCCGGCCGAACCGUCCCAACCGGGAGGGCCCGCCGUGGCCAGCCUCGAGCCGCCGGUCAAGCUCAAGGAAUUACACUUUUCCAACAUGAAGACCGUGGACUGCGUGGAGCGCAAGGGCAAGUACAUGUACUUCACUGUGGUGAUGGCCGAGGGCAAGGAGAUCGACUUUCGGUGCCCGCAGGACCAGGGCUGGAACGCCGAGAUCACGCUGCAGAUGGUGCAGUACAAGAAUCGUCAGGCUAUCCUGGCGGUCAAGUCCACACGGCAGAAGCAGCAGCACCUGGUCCAGCAGCAGCCCCCGCAGCCGCAGCUUCAACCCCAACCCCAGCCUCAGCCCCAGCCCCAGUCACAGUCUCAGCCGCAGCCCCAUGCCAAGCCCCAGCCCCAGCCUCAGCAACUCCACCCGUAUCCGCACCCGCACCCGCACCCGCACCCGCACCCACACCAACUACCGCACUCGCACCAACAGCCGCUCUCGCAGCCGCACGGCCACAGGCUUCUCCGCAGCACCUCCAACUCGGCCUGAAGGGGGCAGCACCCGGGCCAGACAAGGUUUUGAGGACUCGAGGAAGUGGGACGAGCACCUUUCUGUUGUCUUCACUUGAAUCGAAAGCAAAAGUCUCCCCGCCCCGCACCAGAUCAAGUAGUUUGGACAUCACCCUAUUGAUAACUUGAGAUUCCUCUUAGUUUUCUGCAUACUCUUCAUCACAAUGCGGGAAACGGUUUCAGUCCAGAAGGCUUUAUUUAUGAACCUUUGAAAGGAUCUUCCAGUAUGGUGGACCUUCUAGGAGCAAUGAUGUACUGUAAUUUUAUUUUAAUGUAUUUUGAUUUAUGAUUAUUUAUUAGUUUUUUUUUAAAUGCUUGUUUUAAGACAUUUCUGAAUGUAGGCCAUUUUCCAAAAAAGAAACUUUAUUUUCAAAAACCUAUUCCCUAGUAAAUUCUAAUCUUGGAAAAGGAAAAAAAAAAAAGUAGAAGGGCGGUGGAGGGGAAAACAUUAAGAAUUCAUUCAUUAUUCCUAGGGCAUUUUCAGAAGGUCUGACACUUUCAUUGUUAUGCCAGGUGGUUGAAAUUAAACUCUGUGAUAUUA